Ctenopharyngodon idella (grass carp) is the source of this 2103-nucleotide messenger RNA. Its product is annotated as von Willebrand factor D and EGF domain-containing protein-like. Bases 366 to 911 code for a protein of 181 amino acids. The transcript has 3 exons. Lineage: Eukaryota; Metazoa; Chordata; Actinopteri; Cypriniformes; Xenocyprididae. The record is from RefSeq and is a predicted model, not a curated record.
UUGUUUACAAAUGUGAAUAAAGACAUUCAUCAUGGUCAUUUCAACGUACUAUCGUGAACACACCCUUUUUAUUAGUAGAUUUAACUGAAAAAGUUGUGGUUAAAAUAUGUAGAGGAUGUGUGUAAUAUUAAACAAGCACUGGAGAAUGGGACAGUUAGCUCGAGAUGCUCCAGCGGGAGGAGGUGUGUGUGGUCUGGACAGCAGCCCACGAAACACUCGCUGUUCGCCUCAAAGACCGCUGAAGACAUUUCAAAUAUUUCUUUGCCAGCUUUCAUUACGGGACUUAUCGGGCGGGAUAUUAAUCUGUAUUGCGUUAUUGGUGUGGACACGCUCUUAAGGGUUUCUAAAGAGCAUUAGAGACGGAAAUGCAUUUAAACAUCUGUGUGGAGUGUUGCCUUGCUAUUAUAUUUAUUAUUUUAAACAUCACUGUCAGUUGUCAAAAAGUGGAGCCCCCUGAAUGCAGCCGUGGGGGUUAUACUGUUCUUCAGAGCCCGUACCGAAGCACCAGGUUCAGCUCACAGCAGCUGCUCCAGUCUGCCCUGCAGGAGCUCAUUUGUGAUCAUUCACUCUCUCCCGGAUGGUAUCAGUUCCAGAUCUUUGAUAAGCCGGCCCGUAUGCCCACCAAAUGUGUGGAGGUGAAUCAGUGUGGAACACAAGCCCCAGUGUGGCUCUCCUUGGCCGAGGGAGAGACUCUCCCACGCCCUCUAGAGGUGAAGCAGAUGACGGCCUGCGCUACCUGGCAGUUCCUCGGCAGCGGCAGUAAAGACUGCUGUCUUUUUCGCCUGCCUGUCACCGUACGCAAUUGCGGGGAAUUUUAUGUGUACUUGCUCCAACCAACGCAAGGAUGCAUGGGAUAUUGCGCUGAAGGCAAGUCAAUGAACCUCACUGAGCAGGCCUAUUUUAAAUGUUAGUAUGAUUAUCCUUUGGUUCUGCAUCAUGCAUCCCAAAGGCUGUAAAAAAUCAGACAGAAAUCAUCCUUUUCAAAGUAAAAAGCAUAAAGGAGUUCAAAAAGAGAGUCAUCAUUACAUUUUAUUAUAUUCGCAGAGAUGUCAGAAUCCAAUCAAACCAGCUGUGAUGGGAGACAAAGGAAUAGUGAUGGAACCUGCAAUGGUAAGUAGUUCAGACUUGUCCACCAAUAUUAUAAAACUGCAUCUUUGAAACUAAAUAAUCUAAAUAAAAUAAUUUAACAUAUUUAUUUUUAAUCACUCUUUCUCACCAAAUGAUUUUCCAGAGCUUGCAAAACCAAUGCUUGUGAAAUAUAGUAAAAUGAACUGCUGCAUAUUAUCUGAAAGGUUUCCCAGAGUUCUUUGUCAUGCAGGCACCAGAACAGUUUAGAGCUGGCAAUCAUAUGGGACGUCCCUGCCCCCAUGUUAUCCUGCUAAUGAAUCUAGCAGCAGUUCAUGUAUUUUUGUUGUUUUUGUGUUUUAACUGUGGCAUGGAGCGUCAUCUUGGCAGCUGUUAACAAGUGAUCCUUCUCCUGGUCUUAGGCACCCAAACUUUUCCUUCAAGUGGAAUCCUUCAACACACUUACUUUAGAAGUGUCCCCUUCAUCAGGCAUCAUAAAGCAUGUCUUGGAAGUGAAAGAGACAUGAUGAUUAAGAGUUUGGCCUGAAAUCUGGGUCUUGGGUCAUUCAUUCCUUUGGACUUCAUGUUUUAAAGCUGAAGCAGCAGCAAACAUUCUUAAUUUCAGACAAAAUGGCAUUUUGCGUUUUGAUGUGAAUAACUACAGACGUACAGCAGGGUCACCAAAUCCGACUGGGCAGCAUUAGAGGUUGCUGGAAUCUGUUACCCCCUCUGUUUCACACAAAAUGGCUUUAAUAUUUUCCAAAUUCACUAUGGUGAUGCCUAAACUGCUCUGUUUCACACUUUAGAAAGCAUGCAGAAAGCGGGUCACCAAAUUCAACAAGGCAGCAUUAGAGAUUACUGAAAUCUGUUACCCUCUGGCUUUAACGACUUUUAUGUUCUCCGAAUAUUUAUAAAUACAAAUAUAUGUUUAGAUAUUCUAAGUAUAUGGUUUGAAGUAUACAUUAUUUGUAUAUUUAUACACUGCCCAGCCCAAAAAAAAGGUGCUGUUUGGAUUUUAAUAGGCAAAUGAUUAGAUCA